Messenger RNA from Racocetra persica, 1199 nucleotides. The record is from the annotation of a GenBank genome assembly. NCBI's taxonomy places the organism in Eukaryota, Fungi, Glomeromycota, Glomeromycetes, Diversisporales, Gigasporaceae.
UGAAGAAACGGUUACUGCAUUUAAGAAUAAAUAGCCUUUCUUCUAAAAUAAGUUCUUAUAACAAUGAAUUUGACACUGAUACAGAUAUCGAACUUGACAUUAACCUUGAUACCGAUCAUGAAGAAACUGUUCAUAUCAAUAUUAAUGAAGCAACUCAAGAAACACUUUCAGAUAAUAAUUCACCAUCAAUAGUAGUUGGGCAGAUGUUCGCCAAUUGGAAUGAUGUUGAACGACACAUUAAUGUCUAUGCUCUAAAACAAGGGUUUGCGACAAGACUUGAUCAUACAGAGAAAAACUUAGGCAUUACUAUCAGGGCAGAAAUUGUUUGCUGUCAUGCUGGCAUUGCAAAUAGCAAAAGUACUGGGUUGCGAAAUACUAAGAGUAUUGCAAUUGGUUGUCAAUGCAAAAUAGUUAUUUGUUGGUCAAAAACAAAAUGUCACUAUUACGUGAAAUCUGUCAAUCUCGAACAUAACCAUCCUAUGGAUACUGCGGUGGCUAUUUUUGAUCCAGGUUAUUGCAAAUUAAGUAAUAGUGAACAUGUUUAUAUACGAACGCUUUAUGAUAGUGGAGUGCCAAUACCAACAAUUAUAAGAAUGCUAAAUGAGGAGUAUGGUAGAUAUGUCUAUAAUAAAGAUGUAUAUAAUUCUUUAAGCAAUAAAUCCCGUAAUCGUGUUAAAGGUUUAUCACAAAUCGCCGAGCUUUUGAGCAGUUUACAUAACAAAAAUGAUUAUUUAGUUACAUAUUCAAUUAACAAUAACAAGCUUCACUGUCUAUUCUUUGCUACUCAAUUUGAACUUACAAAAUUUAAUGGUAUCAAUUCAAUGGGCAUUACAUUUCUUAUCGCAUGUGGACUUUUUGCUGAUGAGACUGAAGUAACUUUUUGUUGGAUACUCUGUCAGUUAAAACAAGCAAUUGAUGAUACAGCUAUUCACAAUAUUAAACCAAUUUUAACUGACAAGGAUCUUGCACUGCUUUCUGCAAUUCGGACGGAAAUGUCCCACGUCAAACACCAACUUUGCACCUGGCACGUAGAACAAAACAUAGUCAAGAAUCUGAGCGGCAAACUUAAGGAUAAAUUUGUAGCCUUUAGUAAAGAUUUUAAGGUGAUAAUGACGGAAACUGUUGAAGAUCGAUUUAUUAUUUCCUGGGAUCAUCUGUUAGUUGAGUAUCCUGAGGCUUGCAGUUAUAUGGAACAAUAG